Molecule: messenger RNA, 454 nt
Organism: Papaver somniferum (opium poppy)
Lineage: Eukaryota; Viridiplantae; Streptophyta; Magnoliopsida; Ranunculales; Papaveraceae
Exons: 3
Coding region: 17-454 (145 amino acids)
Source: RefSeq, a predicted model, not a curated record
UGGGGCUUGAAUCGCGAUGGCGGUGUCCGUUCUGGUCCUAUUCCUGAGCACAUUCACUUCGCAGCUUAUGAGCCUGGGAGGCUCCAAUGGUCUGAGAUGCCGCUCAGGGAUGAUGAUUUUGCUGGUGCUCAAGCCGCUCCGGGGUCAACUAGGGGGUCACAGAAAGCGCGAUCGUUCCGUGGUGUCUCCCGUCACUGAUCAACGUAAUCGCAGGAUCUUGAACUUGGCUGAGUUGACCCGAGUAAAGGAUUCUAAACUAGCUUCAAAUCAAUCUACUCCUCCUCCCAAGCAUCAGUCAUACAGCUCUCACAAAGACUUAGUUCCUUCCAAGCCUCCUAAGGAUUCGAAUCCCUCUCUUCCUACUCCUCCAGUCUUUGAAGUGGAGGACUCCCCUGACAAGCUUCACAAGGAUAAGAAGGAGGAAGAGAAAAGCAAGAAGAAGAUGUACGAGUAG